ACAAAAAAGUAAAUGAAGAAGAAGACUUCUACGCUCUUCUUGCAGAACUGAGAACCCCACUGUGCCUUUGUAGAGAGCACAGAGGAAAAGCUUUCAAUAUAAAAAUGGUUCAAGAUGCUUCUAGAUCUGAAUCAACUCACCAAAAACCAGGCCUCCUGAAAGACCAAGUUCAAUUAGCAAGGAGAAGGGGUUCUGAUCGCUAUGAAAUUGUUCCUAUCCCGGAACCUUUAUCAUUUGAGAAGGGCUUUUUUGCUGUAAUCCGGGCAUUUCAGCUGCUGGCACAAAAGAAUGAUGGACUAUUAUUAGUAGGCGUGGCUGGUCCUUCUGGAGCCGGAAAGACUGUAUUUACUGAGAAAAUACUCAAUUUUAUGCCAGCUGUUGCAGUCAUCUCAAUGGACAAUUAUAAUGAUUCUAGCCGAAUUGUUGAUGGCAACUUCGAUGAUCCACGCUUGACUGACUAUGAGACAUUGUUAAAGAAUAUCCAAGAUCUUAAAGCAGGGAAGCAGGUUGAGGUUCCGAUUUAUGAUUUCAAAUCCAGCUCCCGCAUUGGAUACAGGACACUUGAAGUUCCAAGCUCUCGCAUUGUGAUAAUUGAGGGCAUCUAUGCUUUAAGUGAGAAAUUGCGGCCUUUAUUGGAUCUUCGAGUAUCCGUCACAGGGGGUGUUCAUUUUGACCUUGUAAAACGGGUACUACGGGACAUUCAACGAGCAGGACAAGAGCCUGAAGAAAUAAUCCACCAAAUAUCUGAGACGGUGUAUCCGAUGUAUAAAGCUUAUAUUGAGCCUGACCUCCAGACUGCACAUAUUAAAAUCAUUAACAAGUUCAAUCCUUUCACUGGAUUCCAGUGUCCUACUUAUAUUCUUAAGUCAUCAAGGUGUUUGACAGUUGAUCAAAUCAAGUCUGUGCUGUCUGAAGAGCAUGCAGAAAUCAAGGAGCAGACUUAUGAUAUAUAUCUUCUUCCACCUGGCGAGGAUCCAGAGACAUGCCAAUCAUACCUAAGGAUGCGAAAUAAAGAUGGGAAGUACAAUCUCAUGUUUGAGGAGUGGGUCACAGAUUCUCCAUUUGUAAUAUCACCAAGAAUAACUUUUGAAGUUAGCGUGCGGCUUCUUGGUGGUUUGAUGGCCCUGGGAUACACAAUAGCAGCUAUACUUAAGAGAAGCAGUCAUGUAUUCUCUGAUGAUAAGGUCUGUGUGAAAAUUGAUUGGCUGGAGCAGCUCAACCGUCAAUACAUUCAGGUUCAAGGAAGAGACCGGGCUGUUGUAAAAAGUGUUGCAGAGCAGCUGGGACUGGAAGGUUCAUAUACCCCACGCACCUAUAUUGAACAAAUACAACUGGAAAAGCUUGUGAAUGAAGUUAUGGCUCUGCCAGAUGAUUUGAAGACAAAGCUUAGCAUAGAUGAGGAUAUUGUCUCCAGCCCUAAAAAAGCACUUUCUCGAGUGUCAGCAGAAAGGGUAGCACAAAGGAAUAAAAAUCUUAAGAGGGGUAUGUCACAUUCAUAUUCUACCCACAGGGACAAUAGUUUCUCUAAGGCCAAUGGAUUUUCCUCCCAUAACCAUAGAUUUGAGGACAGGACAACAGAUUCAGUGGCACCAUUACCUAACCAGGGGGCCAUCAUGCAGCUAUCAGAACAAAUAUCUACUUUAAAUGCUCGGAUGGAUGAUUUCACAUCCCAGGUUGAAGAAUUUAGUUCCAAGCUAACCAGCAGACGAUCAUCCCCACCUUCACAAAAUUUGGUUUCGCAAGCUGAAGCCUGUAAUGGCUCUGCACCGACUUCUCAUUUUAUUUCUAGCUUAGAGAAUGGCUCCUUAACUGGAGGUAUAAUGCCGAGUUCCUCAUCUUCCUCCCUUUUAGGGAAGGAUGCUCCACUGAUGGAAGAGAUAUCCAACAUAGCCAGGGGGCAGCGCCAAAUCAUGCAUCAAUUGGACAAUCUUAGGAAUCUUGUUCAUGAGAACUUGGGAAAAAGAGCCCAUCCAGCCAGAAUAAACAAGAGCAGUGAGACGGCUUAUGUUGAUCCUGUUGGAGUCUCUCUCAUUUUGACAUUUGCAAUAGGUGGCUUGGGAAUCUUGUUCUUUAAGGGUUAUGCACCCCGAAAUUGAUGCCUUCCCCAACACUGGUUCAUUUGGAUCAUAACAUCUAUACUGGUUGAGCUACGGUUUGUCUUUUUGAAAAUCUUUUUGGUUUACAAGGUCCAGUCACACCACAGAGUUUUGCAAUAGUACCUUCUCAUUUGGAAAGAAGGCUAGUCAUAAAUCAUGCUGAUCUGUAGCUUGAGAUGUUGGAAGCUGUCAAGGCUUUCAAGGCUCUAAUUGAGUGCAUUGCAGAAGGGUAGGAGGGUGUGUUCUGCAAAUUUUGUAGCCUUGCCGGGAUUCUCUGUUUCAGCGCAAUACUCUUUAACCAAUUCACCAGAUUAAUGCAAGAAAGAAAUUGUAACCUCAAUUUAAUGUUGUGAUGGUCAGGGUUCAAAACCUGCUUGAUGGCAGAGUU
Messenger RNA from Coffea arabica (coffee), 2484 nucleotides. Its product is annotated as inorganic pyrophosphatase TTM2. The record is from RefSeq and is a predicted model, not a curated record. Gene Ontology annotation, molecular function: ATP binding; kinase activity. NCBI's taxonomy places the organism in Eukaryota, Viridiplantae, Streptophyta, Magnoliopsida, Gentianales, Rubiaceae.